Neoarius graeffei (lesser salmon catfish) is the source of this 1196-nucleotide messenger RNA. RefSeq names its product C1q and TNF related 4 (gene c1qtnf4). The transcript has 2 exons. Bases 93 to 1196 code for a protein of 367 amino acids. Gene Ontology annotation, molecular function: protein binding. The record is from RefSeq and is a predicted model, not a curated record. NCBI's taxonomy places the organism in Eukaryota, Metazoa, Chordata, Actinopteri, Siluriformes, Ariidae.
AAGAGAGAGAAGGCGAGAAUUAGAAGCACAACGCACAAUACGACUAACAGAACUUUACGCAAACCUCCUUCUACCUACAAGUCAGUGGAGUGAUGCUGCCCGGUGCCAGGUCAUUGCUGUUGUGUGCUUUGUGUCAUGGGGUGGCCGUGUGGGCUUUUGCACGCAUGCCUGAUGCAGUGGAGCUGCGUUCUGCAUUUUCUGUUGCUCGUACUACUAGUAUGGAGGGUGGGCCAAAGAUGGUCAUCACAUUUGACAAGAUCUAUGUGAAUAUCGGUGGUGACUUUGAACCAAAAACAGGCUUAUUUCGCUGCCGGAUCCCUGGAGCGUACUACUUCUCCUUCACUGUGGGGAAGUUCCCACAUCGGGAUCUGUCAGUGAUGCUGAUGAAGAACCGGAACGAGGUACAGGCAAUCAUCUAUGAUGACAACGGGGGUGAGGAACGGAAGGUCCAGAGUCAGAGCGCCAUGCUGCAGCUUGACUUCGGUGACACUGUCUGGCUACGUCUCCAUGGUGACCCACGUUAUGCAAUCUAUAGCAACACAGGGCACUACACUACAUUCAGUGGAUACCUGAUUUACCCAGAUAUAUAUACAUUCCAAGAACACAAAGAACAGAUCAGUGAGGACCAAGCAACAAUAUUCACCCAUUAUACACCACAGCAAGUUGACACAGAGGGGACUGUAACUGAAGAAAAGAAAGAAGAAGAGAAGAGGGAUGUAGAGGAGGAGGAGGACCAGAGGUCUGCUUUCUCAGUUGGUCGCACCCAGAGCAUUCUGGGUAUAGAUAAAGGCUACCCUGAGCACAAGCCAAUAACAUUCGACACUGAAUUUGUCAAUAUUGGCAAUGACUUUAAUGUGAGUUCAGGUGUAUUCAUAUGCCGUGUGCCUGGGGCCUACUAUUUUUCAUUCAAUGCUGGUAAGCUGCCACACAAGACCCUUUCUGUGAAGUUGAUGAAGAAUCACUUGGAGGUCCAAGCAAUGAUAUAUGAUGACAGCGACACUGAAAAGGCCUUGCAGAGUCAAAGCCUGAUGCUGCAGCUGCAAAAAGGAGAUACAGUGUGGCUCUACAGUCACCAAAGGGAAGGAUUUGGUGCAUACAGUAAUCAUGCAAAGUACAUCACCUUCACUGGAUUUCUGGUCUACCCAGAAAUCCCCCGCAACCACCUUCAGCAGCAAAAGCAGGGGAGGGGGGUUUAA